This is a messenger RNA of Saccharomyces paradoxus, 636 nucleotides long. It is a transcript of the gene TMA23, whose product is annotated as Tma23p. Lineage: Eukaryota; Fungi; Ascomycota; Saccharomycetes; Saccharomycetales; Saccharomycetaceae. The transcript has a single exon. The record is from RefSeq and is a predicted model, not a curated record. Bases 1 to 636 code for a protein of 211 amino acids.
AUGGAUAGCAAAGAAUAUCUUAUAUCGUAUGGUUGGAAAGAAGGAGAAGCGUUCAAAGAAGGUGGUUUGAAAAGGCCCAUACUGGUAAAGCACAAGAGAGAUAAGAAGGGAUUGGGCAAUGCCCCUGGUGGGAAUGAUGGUGAAGCAUGGUGGGAAAGACUGUUUGAUGGACAUCUGAAGAACUUGGAUGUAAGUACUGAUUCGAAUAAUGGCAGUAUUAAGUUUACUCAGAAUGAGGCAGUUGUUUCUGCUGUAUCGAAAAGUAGCUCACCUUUAUACAGAUGGUUCGUAAAAGGGGAAGGUUUGAAAGGAACCAUCGCUAACCUUGGCAAAAAGGAAGAAACCAAUUUUGUUAUAUCCAGCGCAAGUUCGAGUAAAGCGAAGAAGAAGAGAAAUAGGAGUGAUGAUUAUGAUGAUGAUAAGGCCAAGAGAAAGAAGUUGAAAAAAGCUAAAAGGAGCAGUAACGAUGGGAAGAGUAAAAAGGAGAAAAAAAGUAAGAAGGAGAGUAAAAAAGCAAAGAAAAGUAAGCAUAACAGUAAUGGAGGUGAUAAAUCAAAGCAUAGAAAGGAUAAAAAGUCCAAAAAGCAUAAAAGGGAAGAAAUUCCAACUAAAAAAGAUAAAAAGGAGCAUAUAUGA